AUGGCAAAUAUGUCGGAUCCUCUUGUGGUUGGAAGGGUGAUAGGAGAUGUAGUGGAUAACUUCACUCCAUGUGUAGAGAUGUCUGUCACAUACAACUCUUCAAAGCAAGUUUACAAUGGGCAUGAGCUUUUCCCUUCAUCUGUUACCGCUAAACCUAAGGUCGAUGUUCGUGGCGGUGAUAUGAGAUCCUUCUUUACACUGAUUAUGACAGACCCAGAUGUUCCGGGUCCAAGUGAUCCAUAUCUUAGAGAGCGUUUGCACUGGAUUGUCACAGAUAUACCAGGCACAACGGACUCCUCAUUUGGAAAAGAGGUAGUGAGCUAUGAAAUACCAAGGCCAAAUAUAGGGAUCCACAGGUUUGUGUUUGUGCUGUUUAAACAAUUAAGGGGAAGGCAGAGUGUGACAUUAUGCCCACCUUCAUCAAGGAAUGGUUUCUGCACUCGCAGUUUCGCUGAUGAAAAUGAUCUUGGAUCCCCUGUUGCUGCUGUCUUCUUUAACUGCCAACGGGAAACCGCUGCUAGAAGACGUUAA
This is a messenger RNA of Erigeron canadensis, 531 nucleotides long. RefSeq names its product CEN-like protein 2. The record is from RefSeq and is a predicted model, not a curated record. The transcript is spliced from 4 exons. NCBI's taxonomy places the organism in Eukaryota, Viridiplantae, Streptophyta, Magnoliopsida, Asterales, Asteraceae. Gene Ontology annotation, cellular component: cytoplasm; nucleus. The coding region runs from base 1 to 531 and encodes 176 amino acids. Gene Ontology annotation, biological process: negative regulation of flower development; vegetative to reproductive phase transition of meristem.